Hypoxylon fragiforme is the source of this 2080-nucleotide messenger RNA. Its product is annotated as glutamate decarboxylase. NCBI's taxonomy places the organism in Eukaryota, Fungi, Ascomycota, Sordariomycetes, Xylariales, Hypoxylaceae. Bases 188 to 1786 code for a protein of 532 amino acids. The record is from RefSeq and is a predicted model, not a curated record. Gene Ontology annotation, cellular component: cytosol. The transcript is spliced from 5 exons. Gene Ontology annotation, biological process: L-glutamate catabolic process. Gene Ontology annotation, molecular function: pyridoxal phosphate binding; glutamate decarboxylase activity.
GUAGCGUGUGAGGUAUAUUAAAAUACAUAUCACCCCCUUCCCUUCCACAACUCCAACUAUUUCCCUUUGAAUAUAAUACAUAUAUAUAAUACAUAUAUAUAUCCUACCUCGACUUUCUUUUGCUGCUGUGUGACAUUAAAAAUCCAAACCCGCCUUAUCCGAACAUAUCAACUCCUUUGCCGCAAAAAUGGUGCACUUGGCCCAAAUCCCCAACGAUGCAGAAAUCGGACAGGGACAUCUGCCCGAAGCUGUCCGAAAGAUCAGCCUGCAUCUGAGCAACGACGAGGACAGCUUCACGACCAGCGUCUAUGGCUCCAAGUUCGCUGCCGAAGAUCUCCCCAAGCACGAGAUGCCCGAGGGGGAGAUGCCCAAGGAGAUCGCCUACCGCAUGAUCAAGGACGAGCUGAGCCUGGAUGGCAACCCGAUGCUGAACUUGGCCUCGUUCGUUACCACUUACAUGGAAGAAGAGGCCGAGAAGCUGAUGGCCGAGAGCUUCUCCAAGAACUUCAUCGACUACGAAGAGUACCCCCAGUCGGCCGACAUCCAGAACCGAUGCGUGUCCAUGAUCGGACGUCUGUUCCACGCGCCGACAGCGGAGCACGAGGCGGAAGGUGGUGACGACGCGGCCGCUGUGGGGACAUCUUGCGUGGGCAGCUCGGAGGCGAUCAUGCUGGCGGUGCUAGCGAUGAAGAAGCGGUGGAAGAACGCACGCGUAGCGGCGGGCAAGAGCACCGACCGCCCCAACAUCAUCAUGUCGUCCGCUGUCCAGGUGUGCUGGGAAAAGGCGACGCGCUACUUCGAGGUCGAGGAGAAGCUUGUCUACUGCACCCCCGACCGCUUCGUCAUCGACCCCAAGGAGACGGUCGAUCUCGUCGACGAGAACACGAUCGGUAUUUGCGUCAUUCUCGGCACGACGUACACCGGCGAGUACGAGGACGUGAAGAGCGUCAAUGACUUAUUGAUCGAGAGGGGCCUCGAUAUCCCGAUCCAUGUCGAUGCCGCUUCCGGUGGGUUUGUGGCCCCCUUUGUGGUUCCGGACUUGGAGUGGGAUUUUAGGUGUGAGAAGGUCGUGUCGAUCAAUGUCUCGGGGCACAAGUACGGUCUAGUAUACCCCGGAGUCGGCUGGGUCGUCUGGCGGGACGCCAAGUUCCUGCCCAAGGAGCUCGUCUUCAACAUCAACUACCUGGGCGCCGACCAGUCCUCCUUCACGCUAAACUUCUCCAAGGGCGCUAGUCAGGUCAUCGGGCAGUACUACCAGCUCAUCCGGCUCGGUAAAAAGGGGUACCGGUCCAUCAUGUCGAACCUGACGCGGACGGCGGACUACCUCGCCAACUCGCUCGAAGCUUUAGGUUUUGUCAUCAUGAGCAAGAAGUCCGGCGAGGGGUUACCGCUGGUCGCCUUCCGGCUGAAGGAGCUAGAAACCACGAAUGAGGAGGGCGAGAAACUGGAGCGCAACUACGACGAGUUUGCUCUGGCGCAUAAGCUGCGCGCGCGCGGGUGGGUGGUACCCGCCUACACGAUGGCGCCGCACACAAACGACCUGAAGAUGCUACGCGUCGUUGUGCGCGAGGACUUCACCAAGAACCGUUGCGAUGCCUUGAUUUCGGAUAUUCGGCUGUGCCAGCAGCUGCUCGACCAGCUCGAUACCGAGUCCGUCCGUAAGCAGGAGGAGUUCAUCCGCAAGCACACGAUGAAUAGCGGGCAGGCGAAGCAUAAUCACCCGAGGUUCCGCAAAGAGAAACAUUCCAUCCAGGGGAAACACGGCAAGACGCAUUCUAUAUGCUAGAACAAAAUAAAAGGAAAAGAAAAGAAAAAAGCUUGGGUGGGAGAUUAGGCAUUACCUAUAUCGUGCUUUCCUUACUACUUACUCUAGGUAUUUAGUAUAGGUAUCAAAAAAAAAAAACGAAAGAAAAGAAGCAAAAUGGAUAUGGUGGUGAAACAUUGUUUGGGUAAGGGUAAGGACUAGAUAGGCGUCUUGAGAUAGAGAUUUAUAGAUCUGCUUUACCUCCUAUACCUCCUAUGCCUGCCUAGGAACUAUACUAGUAGUCUGCGUAGGCAAUAUCUUAUACUUGUUUGUUAC